Aspergillus vadensis CBS 113365 is the source of this 1314-nucleotide messenger RNA. RefSeq names its product putative cell wall glucanase (Utr2) (gene utr2). The transcript has 3 exons. Gene Ontology annotation, cellular component: fungal-type cell wall. Gene Ontology annotation, biological process: fungal-type cell wall organization; carbohydrate metabolic process. The record is from RefSeq and is a predicted model, not a curated record. NCBI's taxonomy places the organism in Eukaryota, Fungi, Ascomycota, Eurotiomycetes, Eurotiales, Aspergillaceae. Bases 1 to 1314 code for a protein of 437 amino acids. Gene Ontology annotation, molecular function: glycosyltransferase activity; hydrolase activity, hydrolyzing O-glycosyl compounds.
AUGGUGCGGUACACUUCUUCCAUUCUCUUGGCCUCGUUGGCCGCCACUUCCGUCUGGGCUGCCUCGUCCCCUCCUACAUGCAGUACCAGCUCUCAGUGCCCCGAAGAGUAUCCUUGCUGCUCUCCCCUAUGUGGUAUUACCUCAUCCGCUAAUGCUCCUUUAGAAUAUGGACAGUGCGGUACUGGUGCUUACUGCUUGGGUGGUUGCGACCCCAUUUCGUCAUACUCUCUAGACUCUUGCGUUGGUGAGCCCGUGUGUCAGAGCAAGACCUACAAGUGGGACUCUCUCGAUAGUGCCGCGCUGAACACCAAAUACCUCGGAAAUGCGUCUGAAUACGACUGGGUCUACAGCGGCUACCCCAAGUUGGAUGAUGGAAAUCUUCUCCUCACUAUGCCCAAGAACACCGUUGGUACCCUCUUUGCGAACAACCACUACGUCUGGUAUGGCAAGAUUUCCGGCAAAGUCAAGAGCAGCCGUGGUGCCGGUGUCGUCACAGCUUUCAUCCUGCUUUCGGACGUCAAGGACGAGAUCGACUUUGAGUGGAUUGGUGCGGAUCUGGCGAAUGUCCAGACCAACUAUUACUGGCAGGGUGUUCUGAACUACAACAACGGCGAUAAGGAUGCCGUCAACGGAAGUGAUACAUUCGAUGAUUGGCAUGAGUAUGAGAUUGACUGGAAGGAAGAUGCGAUUACCUGGUCUGUGGAUGGUCAGGUCAAGCGGACUCUCACCAAGGAAUCGACCUGGAACGAAACUGCUAAGCGCUACCAAUACCCCCAGUCCCCAUCCAGAAUGCAGCUUUCCCUGUGGCCCGCCGGCCAAGCCAGCAAUGCACCCGGAACCAUUGAGUGGGCUGGCGGCGAAAUCGAUUGGGACAGCCAGGACAUCAAAGACAAGGGUUACUACUAUGCCACGUUCAGCGACAUCACCGUUGAGUGCUACGAUGCCCCGAAUGGCACUGUUUCGAGCGGAAACAAGUCGUACAUGUUCACCAACAAGGACGGGCUACAGCAAUCGGUUCAGAUCACCAACAAUGACACCGUGCUUGCAUCUUUUGGUGCCACCGGUCUCGACAUGGAUCUCGGUGCCAGCGACUCUAGCAGUUCUGGAACUAACGGUACGGUUCCUGAGAACCAGGGAGGUUCAGGAAACGUACCAGGCAGCAGCAGCACCACUAGUGGCAGCUCAAGUACCUCUUCUGGAUUCAGCCAGGGCAGUAGCACCGACACGAGCGGUGCCCCCUCCCAGAAUGAGCGAGUCAUGAGAGGCUCAUUCUUUGCUGCCUUGGUCGCAGUUGUCGUUCUGGUCGCUCUCUAA